Molecule: messenger RNA, 444 nt
Organism: Cetraspora pellucida
Lineage: Eukaryota; Fungi; Glomeromycota; Glomeromycetes; Diversisporales; Gigasporaceae
Source: the annotation of a GenBank genome assembly
AUGAACAACAAGACAUUCGUAUUCAAUGAAUACAAAAAAGAAGGCAAAACAGUAUUGGGACUCUUGGAGUUCUUUGGGAUCAACCGAUCCGUUGAUGUCACGUUAAAUUAUUUCGAUGACAUUGAUACCAUUUCUCAACGUGUUAUUGAUGAAUACAAUCUCGAUAUUAAACUUAGUGAUCUAAGACUUAAUGCGUCUCUUAUGCCUGACUGUCACAAUUCUUCUGGAAUUCAAGCGUACUAUUAUUUCGCAUUUAUUUUCGAUGACUUGAUGAUUUUUAAGGGGAUAGACUAUAUUGAUCUUAUAAAUGGUCUGGAAAAUAGAAAGAAUAAUUUACCACCACUAGUAUCUGAGAUGCUUUCGACUUUUAUGAAUCAUUGGAAGAAAGAUUUUAAAGACAAAUAUACUUUAUUACGAACUGAAGCAAUUACAUGGGCGACCUCU